GACAAGUAAAGAGAAGGGAAGGAGGGCGGGGGGGAAAAAAAAAAAGGGAAAACUCUGAUCUGGGUCUCUGGUUAGGGUCUGGUUGCAGGGUGAUCGAUAGUAAGGGUUAGGGUUCCGUCGUCGUCGCCGGAGAUGGCUUUGGAGUGGGUGGUGCUGGGGUACGCGGCGGGGGCGGAGGCGAUCAUGCUGCUGUUCCUGACCCUCCCGGGGCUGGAUGGGCUCCGGCGGGGGAUAGUGGCCGUCGUGCGUAGCGCGCUGAAGCCGCUGCUUUCGGUGGUGCCCUUCUGCCUCUUCCUCCUUAUGGAUAUCUACUGGAAGUACGAGACCCGGCCGACGUGCGAUCAGGAGCAUGCCUGCACCCCGGCCGAGCACCUCCGCCACCAGAAGUCGAUCAUGAAGAGCCAGCGCAACGCGCUCCUCAUCGCCGCCGCGCUCCUCCUCUACUGGCUCCUCUUCGCCGUCACCAGCCUUAUCGUCCGCCUCAACCAGCUCAACCAACGUAUCGAGAAGCUCAAGAGGCAGGAUUGAUCGAUCACCAGGCGCGCAGAUCCCUCCUGUAGUGGGGCAUAGAGGUAGAACGAACAUAAGUCCCGAUUUCUUGCAAGCUUGGCUUUUCCUCCCUUUAUUGAUUUCUGCUACUGUUUUGGAUUUCGAUCUCUAGACGGAAAAGCACUUAUUGUUACUUUUGAUAUGAUGAUGUGUACGGAUAUUUUGAUUUGUGUACUCUUUCAUAGCUGAUUUGCAUCUUGAAAUGAAUGAAACCCUGAAUUUGAGAUUUAGGGUUUGCAGUUGUUUAUUUGGUCA
Messenger RNA from Elaeis guineensis (African oil palm), 804 nucleotides. RefSeq lists its product as uncharacterized. Gene Ontology annotation, biological process: endoplasmic reticulum to Golgi vesicle-mediated transport; intracellular protein transport. Lineage: Eukaryota; Viridiplantae; Streptophyta; Magnoliopsida; Arecales; Arecaceae. Gene Ontology annotation, cellular component: endoplasmic reticulum membrane; endoplasmic reticulum. The record is from RefSeq and is a predicted model, not a curated record.